This is a messenger RNA of Gorilla gorilla gorilla (western lowland gorilla), 8283 nucleotides long. RefSeq names its product G protein-coupled receptor 26 (gene GPR26). Gene Ontology annotation, cellular component: membrane. Lineage: Eukaryota; Metazoa; Chordata; Mammalia; Primates; Hominidae. Bases 501 to 1514 code for a protein of 337 amino acids. The record is from RefSeq and is a predicted model, not a curated record. Gene Ontology annotation, molecular function: G protein-coupled receptor activity. Gene Ontology annotation, biological process: adenylate cyclase-activating G protein-coupled receptor signaling pathway. The transcript is spliced from 3 exons.
GAGGUGGAGGGGAGAGCAGAGAGAGAGAGCGAGCCAGAGAGCAGAGAGGGAGGAAGAGAGAAAGCAAGAGAGCGGGAGGGUGCGCGGAGCGGAGCGGAGACAGAGCUCGCGGGCAUGAGAUGAGAGCGGGAGGAAGCAGAGGCAGAGGCGGAGCAGGGGCGCAGGUGCCUGCAACCCAGGAUCCCGGGGCGCUAAAGGCUUCGGGUUCGACCGCACGCUCAGUCGCUGGCUCCAGAGGUGCUGCUGGGGGCCAGGGUUCGCUGCCGCGCGCCAGGUGCCUGCCCGUGAGGCGGCGCGGGGCUCCCGGGUGGCUGCGCGCCCAGGCGCCUGCCCGGGAGGCCGCCUGAGGCUCCGGGGUGGCCGCGCGCCCUCCUGGGAGCCAUGGCGGCUGGGGCCGGGGGUCGCCGGGCGGCGGCGGCGCCGAGGGGCUGAGCCGGCCGCGGGCAGCGCCAUGGCGGCGCCGGGUUGCGGACCCUGAGCGCCGGCGCGGGGCGCGCACCAUGAACUCGUGGGACGCGGGCCUGGCGGGGCUACUGGUGGGCACGAUGGGCGUCUCGCUGCUGUCCAACGCGCUGGUGCUGCUCUGCCUGCUGCACAGCGCGGACAUCCGCCGCCAGGCGCCGGCGCUCUUCACCCUGAACCUCACGUGCGGGAACCUGCUGUGCACCGUGGUCAACAUGCCGCUCACGCUGGCCGGCGUCGUGGCGCAGCGGCAGCCGGCGGGCGACCGCCUGUGCCGCCUGGCUGCCUUCCUCGACACCUUCCUGGCUGCCAACUCCAUGCUCAGCAUGGCCGCGCUCAGCAUCGACCGCUGGGUGGCCGUGGUCUUCCCGCUGAGCUACCGGGCCAAGAUGCGCCUCCGCGACGCGGCGCUCAUGGUGGCCUACACGUGGCUGCACGCGCUCACCUUCCCAGCCGCCGCGCUCGCCCUGUCCUGGCUCGGCUUCCACCAGCUGUACGCCUCGUGCACGCUGUGCAGCCGGCGGCCGGACGAGCGCCUGCGCUUCGCCGUCUUCACUGGCGCCUUCCACGCUCUCAGCUUCCUGCUCUCCUUCGUCGUGCUCUGCUGCACGUACCUCAAGGUGCUCAAGGUGGCCCGCUUCCAUUGCAAGCGCAUCGACGUGAUCACCAUGCAGACGCUCGUGCUGCUCGUGGACCUGCACCCCAGUGUGCGGGAACGCUGUCUGGAGGAGCAGAAGCGGAGGCGACAGCGAGCCACCAAGAAGAUCAGCACCUUCAUAGGGACCUUCCUUGUGUGCUUCGCGCCCUAUGUGAUCACCAGGCUAGUGGAGCUCUUCUCCACGGUGCCCAUCGGCUCCCACUGGGGGGUGCUGUCCAAGUGCUUGGCGUACAGCAAGGCCGCAUCCGACCCCUUUGUGUACUCCUUACUGCGACACCAGUACCGCAAAAGCUGCAAGGAGAUUCUGAACAGGCUCCUGCACAGACGCUCCAUCCACUCCUCUGGCCUCACAGGCGACUCUCACAGCCAGAACAUUCUGCCGGUGUCUGAGUGAAGGACCGCGCUCCUGCUGAAGAGUUUAGAAUGAGUCAGCGGUGAGAAGAAGGGUGGGAGGGCGUGGGGGCCCCUGGGUGGACACCACCAGCCACCAGUCCCUGGCAUGCCCAGUGAUCCUGGUUCCCUGGCUUGUAGGGGCUCCAGAGCCUGCUUCCUGGUUCCUCAAGGGCAGAUAUUGGACAUUCCUUAUUUGUCACCAAAGGAUGACUGUAGGCCGUGUGCUGGCCUUUCUUUCUAAGAAGCUGCUUUGAGCUCCUGGACUCACCUGAGGCUCCCUGGGGGAUGACGCUCAGUUCUGUCACUGUCAAGGAUGCAGAGAGCUGGUGGUAGGUGGGAAGCAUGGUGUCCACCUGCCUGCUGACCACUGGACGCUGCUCCAUGCUGAAGAAAAGUGAGUCUCCAGGGGACAUUUCAGCCAUGCUGAAAGGGAGGCUGGCAGUGGUCAUUUGGCCCGGAUCUAACAUGGCACCUCGUCUCCACAGGGUAGUGGUGGCUGCUUCAACCCAAAUAUUAUUCAGCUGGUCCUAACGACAUUGUGCCCAGCUGGGACUCUUGGGCUCUGUGCCUGAGGGAAAAUGUUUCACAACUAGUGGCUGCCCAAUUGCUGCUGACCAGUUGUCUUAGAAAUGGUCAAUUGGAUUCAACUUUAGUCCUCUCCUUCCCCCUAAAAGCGAAUGUUUGUGUGUGCAGACAAUCUUAGCAUGAAAAUGGUUUAAAUAGGCUGGUCCUACAUGUAUUAGGUUCUUUCAAGUUUGACUGGGAGGUCACCUUUUUCUGAUUUACAAGUCCUAAUUGUUGGAGCUCAGUAAAGGUAGGAGGAAGGUGGCUGGUUGGUCCUCCCUUCCCCCUGUUUGUGACCUGAAUUUACAGGAAGUGUUUCAACUUGUCUUAUGCAUCUUAUCUGGCAUGUCCUGGGAGAUGGAUGGGCAAGAACUGGCCUGAGCAGGGAUUUUUGCCUUGAUUUUAAGUCACUGGGUUCCAUUGUCCUGGCACCUCCAUUUCCUUAGUUUCUGUAAGCCUAUUAACAGAAAGUAGAGGCUGUUCAAGGUUAUCAAGAAAGUGCCCUGUGCUAAUGAUGAGACAGUGAAUUUUUUUUUUUUUUCGAGAUGGGAGUUUCACUCUUAUUGCCCAGGAUAGAGUGCAAUGGUGCGAUCUAGGCUCACCGCAACCUCUGCCUUCCAGGUUCAAGUGAUUAGAGACAGUGAAAUUUUUAUGGAAUACUGCACCUAUAAAACACAUGCCAAUCUGUUAGCAGUCCUGACUUGAUUUAAUAAAAACCAAGGAGAGCCACCCCUGCUUUCUGGCCAUCUCUUCUUUGUCUACCAUUUCAAAUUGACUUGUGAAUACUCAGAGCAGUUAUUUUUCAAUCCUCCACUCUAAGUGAUUCCUCCAGGGUGGGAAGCACGGGGAGCAAUGGAAUCAGAUGGCUCAUUCUCUCCUUCCAGCUCUUUACAUCCUAACUUUGGAGGUAUAGAAGGAAGGAUGUGGUCCAACGGGAAGGAAGUGAAGAGUCUAUUGGUUUUUACUUCUAGGCAGUCCCAAUUUUUAAAGGCAGAGAAGUAUCUGCAUCUUUAUUUGAAAAGACGUCUUAUUAACUCUUAGCUCCUCAGUUAGAAAACAAUUCACCUGGCUUAGUCUUGUCUAGUUUCAAAGUUUCCACGGAGACUAGAAUGGAGACAGGUGUAGCUUCCAAGGAGGCCUUGGCAUCUUGCAGUUGCUGUCAGAGAUGGGCUCAUGUCUGCUUGGGGAAGCCAAUGGGGCACAAUCCUUCCCAAUUUCAUGAUCUGGGGCAUCAUGUUGGUAGCUGAAGUCAGCCACGGUGGGAGUGUUUAUACCAUGAAAAUCAGCAAAUGCUAUAAAUCAGGCCUUUUGCCCCACAGAGAGCUGAUUUUGAAACAUCUACUAGCACACCACUGCCAGACAUGACUGUGUGUGUCCCUGAAACAAAAUUGCUCUGGCUCAGAGCUCCUUUGGCCACUCAUAUUACAAUAGCAACAGACAUUUGCUUCCUGGUGGCAAGUAACUGUGCACCCUCCAACAUCCCAACCCCAGAAGGACCAGUGGGAUUGAAAACCAGCAGAAGCCAAGACAGGAUGCACAGCUGAAUUGGAGAAGAGUAGCUCCCUUCUCACACAAAUGCUUUCAAAGUUGGGCAAAAGUGGCCCAGUGCAUGAGGUCAGUCAACAGCCAAAUUCCAGCAGCAAAAUACAUUUUCAUCAAUAUCACUUUGGGAGAAUAACUGUGGCACAUGCUCUUUCUGCUUUCUCUGUACUAUAUAGGCAACAUGUUGUACUCCCAGUAGCAACUAGAUCUCUUUUACCUCUUCUUUAGCCAAGAAGCAAGAUCUGUCACCCACAACAUCACAUAUCUUGAAAAGAUGCUUUUCAUAAUUUUCACUAUACCUCUAAAACCAAUUGUACCGGCAUCACAUAGACAAAAACUCCAGAUAAAUCCAUUGAUUGGGUAUUUUCAUUAUUAUUUGGACACAUGAAUUAAAUCCCAAGGGAAAGUGAGAAGAAAAUUAAUGUAUUAGCAACCAGUGUUAGCCAACUCUGCUGUAAUUACCUUUAGAUAAAUGUUUAUUUUCAUCUCUAUACAGUCUAUCAAAUUUGCCCCCUGGCUUUAUUACUCCCAAUUGAAUUAUCUACCUCAUUUUGUUAAUUUAAUUUAUCAAAGGUAACAUUGUUUUCUCAGGUAUAACACAUGGAAACACCAAGAUUUUCAGCGUCUGAAUCAAACUAAAAUUACUUGCUUGACUUCACUCCAGGGUGAGAGUUGACCUUUAAGGCCCAAACUCUGGUGAACUGUUGGACUGGGUAGAAAUCUUUCAAGAAGCUUGAAAGUAAGGCCAUAAAGGAGGGGCUUUCAAAUUCCUAAAUCCACACAUAGGGCUGAGUUCCUAGUCCUACACAAUCAGAAUUUGCCUUUUUAAGUCACCCUGCAACUACUCCGGCUUUUUAUAUGGCACCUUUCUCAGGGAGGGGAUUUUACAGCCGAGGGACCUCCAAAGGGAAUGUCCAUUUGCAUGUGUGCCCUGGUAUUUAGGGUUUGUCUCAUGGUCAGCUCGCCUCUCAAAGAUGGCUCACCAAUCACCUGCCUGUUUUUACUUAGAAAGCAGGCUUGGGCAGGAGGGGAAAUGGAUUUGAACCAUCUCAGACCAACUCUAUCUCUUCUAGGACUCAGCUCAGCCUCCUGUCCCCAUGAGCAAUAAAACUCUCUCCUUAUGUCUGUGAAAUUCGUUUUCUUUUUCAUGGUGCCUUUCUUUCUAAGAAAAGAUGGAAAGAAUGGGGCCAGGUUCAUGUCCCGGUUGUCACCCUUUUACAUGCUUGGGUGCAGGUAGCUGAGGCCUUCCCGUGGCUGCAGUGUGACCCUUGGAGGAACCAAAGCCUGUGCAUUGUUAGAAUUUAGCCCAGAUGCAGGAUAAACUAGUUUGCCUGAGUUUAAUGAGGAUAUUAUAUCAGGUACCAGGAAUCCCUUGGGUCAGCUCCUAUCCUCUGGACGGGGAGCACCAUGGGAAAAAGAGGUCCGAGUCAUAUUUAGGGCUUCAUGUGUCUGGAAGGGAGCCAUUAGCUCUUAAAUUAUUCACAGAAGUCACCACGGAAGGUUGUUUAAAAUACAGAUUCCAGCAUCCCCUCCUCAGAGAUCAAUUUCAGCAGGGCCAGGCAGGACCUGGGUUUCCGCAGUUUUAAUCAUCGAUGCCCAGGUAACUGAUAGGAGUUUUCUUCAAACCAUCCCCUAAGGAGAAAUGAUCUUAGACACUUGGAUAAACUCUAUAGAAAACUGAGUGUUUCUAUGAAUACCUAUCUAGGUUUCAAUUGUCUUGUAUCUUUCCCUAAUUCUCCAAACAGUUCAAUCUCCAGCUUUAUUCAAUGGCUGGGCCAUUUUGUUCUUGGAGGGACAAAAUUGACCUCUCCAUGAAAUUGCAAAAACCCAUCUUCAUUCCUUUUUAUGGGGCUCCAGGUCAUAAGGAUGAGAUAUAUUUGGGGUACUGGCAGAGGAUGGCAGAGCUGGCUGGCUCUGAGCCAGGAAACCUUGUUAGAGGAAGGGACUGUGGCAUUCAGAGGGGUCCCCUUGUGGGUACUUGCUUGGGUCUUGGAUCAAACUCUACUGGGGCAGCCUGGCUGUGGGAGGUGAUGACAUCCGCCACCUCUGCCACUACCCAGAGCUUGUCCUGCCCUCUUCCCAGCCAGCCUCACACAUAGGAGCUGAGCCAGGCUGAGGCAAGGUCAGCGAGAGACAGUUCUGCAUGCCAGUCUCUGGGUGUGGGUCUCUUGUUGGCUCCCAGCUCAUCCCGUGUGGCUGACCCUUCCAGGUCACUUGGAGCAGCCAGUAAUGACAGCGUCCUAACAGCUGGUGGGUAUGGAGGAAAGACUAGACAUCAGGCUAUGGACUCACAUGGAGGGCCCUGGUGUUGGCUCUGGGACCUGGGCUGGGCCGGACCUGGGGAGAGGGUGGGUGGAGCUUGGCCUCUGCAGUUUGCGCUUGCAGGUUCAGGGGAGAAAGUUGUCUGAGAUCAGGGUUUAGGGGUAGUGUUUCCCAUUAAUCUUCAUCAUAAUCUUUUGAUGUAGGUGCUGUUAUUAUCUCUACGUUACAGAUCUGGGAGGAUUUGAAAGUCCUGGAGACAGGGAGGUUUUGGGGAGAAUGCAAAACAGGGCAGGGCUCUCAAGGAGGGUGGACCAGUGACCAUGGGGAAACUGAGUGUUUCUAUUAAUAAGUAUCUAAGUUUCAAUUGUCUUGUAUCUUUCCCUAAUUCUCCAAACGGUUCAAUCUCCAGUUUUAUUCAAGGACUGGGCCAUUUUGUUCUCAGAGGGACAAAAUUGAUCUCUCCAUGAAAUCACCUGCACCUCACUCUGGGCAGCUCUAGGCUCAGCAGAUGUUUUUCUGCCAUUAGGAAACAGCCCCUUACUCUCAGCUCCUGCGCUAACACCCAUACCCACCAGCUGGGCGUUGGGACCUCUCCCGUCAUAUGGCUGCCACUUGCUUGGGAAGGAAUUCUCUAGACUCCUUUUACUUUGUAUGUGUUUCUAGGGGAAUUCUGAGGGAAGAAGCUUUGCGGCAACCUCUGUGCCCAGAACAUACAGCUCACAAGCCCUUUGUGCCGACAGGGAAUCUAUCUAAUUGUUUUAGUGUGUGAGGCUCAUUGUCAGCCUAGAUUUCCCUGAAACUCUGGGCCAGCAGCCCCCAGGAGCAUCAGUAGGACCCAGCAUUUCCCCUGGCACCAAAGUGGACCUCUUUGCACCUUGCAGCCGGGAGAACUGACUUAGAGGGCCCUGGUGUUGGCUCUGGAACCUGGGCUGAGAUGGAUUCGGGGAGAGGCUGGGUGGAGCUUGGCCUCUACGGUCUGUUCUUGCAGAUUCAGGGGAGAAAUUGGUCUGAGAGCAGUGUGGUUUGUAAGUUCCCCAACUUCCCCGCUGGCUCACACUGUCUCCCCAGACCAAUGGCCUAUUAGCCCCCAAAAAGUUAGUCCAACCCCAGGCCAGCUGCCUUUGCUCUGCUGUGGCCUAAGUUCUGGCCUGGUCAAAGGAAGGGGGCAGGAACUCCAGGCUUGCUCCUGCCUCCUCACACCUCAUUCCACAAAUGCGGAGCGAAAGAGCAGGAGCCAGACACUUUGGGGGGUUGACUGUCUAGAAAGGAGGAAUCAGAGGUCCCAAGGAACACAAUCGUGCAACUUCCUAGGGAAUCUGCAUCAGGAGAAAGAAGCAGCUAGGACACACGGUGGCUUCACUCAGCCUGGCCAAGAUAUCACUGCGCAGAAGAAGAGAUCUGUCAGGGGUCCAGAGGAGCGGAGUCCUGGAGCCUCUGGGAGGGCAGCAUGUGGCAGCUGCAGGCUGUGGUCCAGAACUAUAAGCAGACUUGCCUGUCACUCUCCAAACAUUUACUGAACACCUACUGUGUGCCAGGCCCUGUGCUUUGUCAGGCUCUGGGGGAGACAGGUCAUUACUCUGCAGUGUGGGAAGCGGGGCUGCCCUGGAAGUGUGUACUCAGUGCUGUGGGGGUACAGAGGGAGGGCUGGAGAACUUAGCUGGUGGGAAAGGAGGGUUCUGGAAGGCUUCUCAGAGGUGGUGGCAUUGGGCCAGAACUUACAGUAGGGAAGAGCAUGUGGCAAGGCACAGAGGAGAUGGGAGCCUGCCUGGUGAGGGGUCCAGUGGUGACAGAGCUCAGUGUGGGUCCAGAGAUGGUGUCAGGUGAGGGCUGAGAGGGGAGGGCAAGUGCCCCUUGAGAUGGGCUGAAUGCGAUGAUGAUCUGUGGCCAGUGGGAGAUGAUAGAAGUCUUGAGGUUGGGAAUAUAAGAAUUAGGUCUCUUUUAGAAAGAGAGGACAUGGAGAAAAUCCAUAUAUUUUUAGCUACCAAAAAAGAGAAGGAAGAAAGAAAAGAAACAAGAAGAGAAGCAAGAAUGGGAAAGGAAGGAAGAAGGAGAGAAGGAAGGAAAAACAAAGGAAGGAGAAAAAAGGAGGGAAAGAAAAAAGGAAGGAGGGAGGGGAGGAAGGAAAAGAAAAGGAAGGAAGGAAGGAGUCCUAGCCACUUCUUUCUCCUGAUGCAGAUUCCCUAGGAAGUUGAACGAAGAAGGAAGGAAGGAAGAAAGGAGAGAAAGAAGGAAGGAAAAUGAAUCUCAUUCAUUUUGAGGGGCAUCUUCAUUACACAGCGUGGGGAGGGAAGCAUAAUUCACUCUUAAGAAACCAACCACACCAGCCAGGGCCCAUCUUCUGACAAUAUCCUGAAGGGUUCGAAUGUUUGUCUUCGGUAGGGAGUGCCACACAUUUAAUAUCA